This is a messenger RNA of Sitodiplosis mosellana (orange wheat blossom midge), 2504 nucleotides long. Its product is annotated as mucin-2-like. NCBI's taxonomy places the organism in Eukaryota, Metazoa, Arthropoda, Insecta, Diptera, Cecidomyiidae. The coding region runs from base 150 to 2471 and encodes 773 amino acids. The record is from RefSeq and is a predicted model, not a curated record. The transcript is spliced from 2 exons.
UAAACGUUUCGUCGUCUACUCAAUCUGUUGAUCAUGAAACCACAUUGUUGCCAACAGAAAAGCCAUUUGCCACAGAGCAUAGCUCGUUUGCACCAACAGAGAGUGGAAGAACAACGAAAUAUUUCGAUACCAAAACUGAACAAUUUUCAAUGAGUACCUCUGGUCCAAAGGAGACGACUCUUUCCAGUGAAGAAAAAUUGUCAAAAUCGACACAGUCAGUUGAUCAUGAAACAACAAUGUCAAUGCGUGAAAUUGAUGACGGAAUCACGACUGUGCCUAGUAGUCAAUCUACAGAUGGUGUCGCAACCCAAUCCACUUUAGAAAAGAAAACACAUUAUACAACUCAAAUUAUCGAUCAUGAAACGACUAUGCUACCAACGGAGAAAUCACUUGCUACUGAACAUAGCUCCUUCAGUCCGACUGAAAGUGUCGAAACGACUAAAUAUUUCGAUACAACCACGGAACAGUUCGAAACGAGCACUCACAUUCCGAAAGCAACAACUCUUUCAAGUGAAGAAAGAACAUCUCCAAUCACUCAAUCUAUUGAUCAUGAAACUACAAUACUGCCAACCGAGAGAUCGUUUACUUCAGAGCACAGCUCAUUCGCUCCCAAUGAAAGAACCACUAAAUUUAUCGAUACCACCACAACUUCUGGUGAAGAUAUAUUGUCUCACAGCACUCAGUAUUCCGUUCACGAAACCACUUUAUUGCCAACAGAAAAGCCGUUUGAUACUGAGCGAAGCUCAAUUAUUCCAAAGGAGAGUGGUCAAACGAUUAAAUCUGUUGAAAGAACCACAGAACAAUUCACAUCAAGUGGUUCUGCAUCUGAAACAACAACUCCUGUGAGUGAUGAAAAACUGCACUCGACCACACAGUCUAUCGAAAGUGAGACUGUAUCACAAAAAGAGAAUGAUUUUACAACUGAAAGUAGUUCAUUUGCUCCAACAGAGAGUGGAAGAACAACAAAAUAUGUUGAUACAACCACUGAACAGUUAGAAACGAGCAGUUCUAGUUCAAUGGUAACAACGACUAUUCCAAGUGAAGACAAAUUUUCCACUACAACUCAAUCAAUCGAUCAUGAAACAACAAUGUCAAUGCGUGGAAUUGAUGAUAGUUUUACAACAGUUUCUAGUAGUCAAACUACGGAUGGUGUCACAACUCCAUCUUCCAUUACGAAAUCAACUAUGAUUAGCGGUAUUGACACUACCGUCAUUCCCAGGGGAGGUCUACCAGAUUCACUUGUCACUGAACGUGGUCAUGAAACUUCAAGUGUAGUUACUUCAUCUCCAAUAAUUACCACUACAAUGAGUUCUGAGGUAGAAUCUUCAACAAAGCAUUUAGUCAUUGAUGAGAAAUCUGCUACCAAAAUUCCAAUUACCACUUCGAAGUCUCAAGAGACAACUAAGCCUCAUCCUGAACAGACGUUAUCAGAAUCAACGAAACAGCCAAAAGAUCUGUUCUAUAAUACUCCAAUGACAGAACGUAUGACGACUUUGGCUUCACAAACGACAACAAACAAAGAUUUGACUCAAGAAAAUAUGACAUUGCCAAAAGAGACUAAAUCUUUUGCUUAUGACGUAACAACAACAGAAAGUUCAGUGACUGAACCAAGUUCAGGCACAAAUCGAAGCUUAAUUCCUUCAUUGCGUCACGAAAACGAAGGUUUCGAUGAUCAUUUGAGCACCUCAACAGGCUCAAGUGAAAUUGAAAGUACGGAAAAUAUUGUGACGACGACAAUGAAAGAUUUCCGUUAUUCUGGUGACGAAAGUCAACAUCGAAAAAUGACCGAAAACCCAAUGUUUACUGAUUCGACAACGCAGACGAGCAAUGAAUUUACGACACUUACAACGGAGCAAUUUGUUCAUGAAAUAAUGACCGAAGCGGCUCAAGCAGCUACGGACGAUUAUAUCAGAUCGUUCACUACUGAAAUGACCACUCCAUGUGAUGAAACGACGGAAAGCAAACCAAACUAUUCGACAAAAGUACCGGACACUAUGGGAACAACUAUUAACCCAUUCACUGAUCCAAAGACGUGGACCACAAUUAUUACAAGUGAAAAAAUGACAACUAGUGAUUUUACUACCUUUACCCCACAACGAUUUGAUACAACAACACCCGUUACAAACGAAACGAUAAGCAUCGACGAAACAACCACACCAAUUUACAAUUUAACGUCGCCGUCGUUCAAUCAAUCUUGUACGCAUAAUACUAAUUGUACCGAUACGGAAAUGUGUAUCAAUUUCGAAUGUGUUGAUCCAUGCUCCGUCUAUAAUCCCUGUAUUCCAAAUGUCCCAUGCAUUACGACCAAUCACGAAAUCCGUUGCCAGUGUGAUGAAAUUGCCCAAAAUUCGACGUCAAUAAAAGAAUGCAAAUCGAAUCCAGAAAAAUGCGUCUUAGAAAUCAAGCAAACAAAAAAAAAUCAAUCUGGAAUCUCUUCUUGGUAUUUGCCUGUAUGCUAUUUUAUCAGCUGAUGAUAAUUCCAAAGGCCCCCUCACAUGAAACAG